AUGCGCCUCCCUCUCUUCCGCAUCUGGUACUCAACAACGUACACCACCCUCCUCAUAAUCCUCUUCCUCCUCCUCGCUAUAACUCCCGCCGAAACCAUCUACCAAUCAAUUAAAGCUGCCGAGAUCCAGAAGCUCUUCGUGAUUGGUGGUGUUUACCUUCUCACCUUCUUGAUCGUGCUUUUGAUAUACUCGACGAGAAUAUAUACGAAUAGGACGGUGCUGCAGGCGAUCCCGAAGGGCUAUGUACCUGUUGAGAAGGGGGAAGUAGGAAAGGGUAUCAGGAGGAUGGUGGUCAAACAUCUGAGGAGGAGUGCGAUUAUAGCGUGGGACAGCAGGCCGAGGGAUGUUAGGGGAGAGGUUGAUGAUGCGGAGGAUGAAGAGGGUCACGGAAAUGGGGAGGGAAGGCCGAAUACCGCAGGGGGCAAAAAGGAAAAGGACAAGGAUAAAGAGAAAGCACAGAAAAAGAAGGGACACCAUCAUGCUCCCGACGCAACUAUCAUUCCCGUAUCCGCAAAGUCGCCGCCAUGGGGUCACGUCUCGCAUCCUGGCUGGGCGUCCCCUUCGUCUCCCGACUUGCCAAAUCUCCAGUACUGGAGUGUCAUUUGCGAGCUCCCCAACCUCAUCGAAGCCAAAGCCGUCUCCCUCGCACCUCCCGAUCCUGCUAUUGAAGAAGGCGCGCUCCAAUACCCAGAUAAUGCACCGCCCCUUCCAGACGCGCAAAUUGUCACGCUGCUCCAGCGCCCACGAGCGAUGGGCCUGCGUGAAUACCUCGCCCGCCUCGGAGAAUUCGGGCUGGUCCAGCCACCAAGUCUAGGCCCCAAAUUUCUCGCGCGGUACGAAUACGCGCGCUUCUCUACAGACAGUCUUACCGAGGCAGAGUUCAGAAGCAUCAUGUCUGUUUUUGCAGCUAUACUCAGUGGCAUGGCCGAGUUACACCCUGCAGUCAUCGAAGAAGCGCGCGCGCAAAGCAUACUUUCCGACACGCGCAGCCUCGCGCCUACAGACUCCUCAGUGUCCGACAGCAGCUCUUCACACUCGCACCUCCCGUAUCGCACACCGCAGCUUGGCCGCCAACGUUCGGUCUCCUCCUAUGGCGAGGCCGAGAGCCUAGCCAGCAGCGACGAGGGCACACACAGUCCGCAGACACUGCACUCUGCGCCGUCACGACAACGCCAACGCAGCUCUGUAUUCGCAACCCCUCGGACGCCUUCUAAACGGUCUUUGCGCUCGGAGUCAGAGACAGGCUCGGUCUUGGUUCAUGAGGUGCCGCGACGUAGUCCGUCGACCAUCUUGCCCAACUCUUCCACGAGUUCGCUGCGCUCGGCGCAGUCAGUGAUACGUCUGCAUCCAAAUCCUAGUGAAGGGGAGCUGCCGUAUGAAUACCAUAUUGAUGGAGGGUGA
This is a messenger RNA of Cucurbitaria berberidis CBS 394.84, 1401 nucleotides long. RefSeq names its product sucrase/ferredoxin domain-containing protein. Lineage: Eukaryota; Fungi; Ascomycota; Dothideomycetes; Pleosporales; Cucurbitariaceae. The transcript has a single exon. The coding region runs from base 1 to 1401 and encodes 466 amino acids. The record is from RefSeq and is a predicted model, not a curated record.